Messenger RNA from Sturnus vulgaris (Common starling), 2843 nucleotides. It is a transcript of the gene GEM, whose product is annotated as GTP binding protein overexpressed in skeletal muscle. NCBI's taxonomy places the organism in Eukaryota, Metazoa, Chordata, Aves, Passeriformes, Sturnidae. Gene Ontology annotation, cellular component: plasma membrane. Gene Ontology annotation, molecular function: GTP binding; calcium channel regulator activity; GTPase activity. Gene Ontology annotation, biological process: negative regulation of high voltage-gated calcium channel activity. The record is from RefSeq and is a predicted model, not a curated record.
GGACUGGACUGGCUGCAGGAGCCUGGCACAAGGUUUAAAAAUGACUCUCAACAAUGUUACCAUGCGUCGCACCCACAACAGCAGCCUGCACCAGCAGCAGCAGCGAUGGAGCAUCCCCGCUGAUGGAAAGAAUCUGCUGGUCCAGAAAGAUUCCAAUGAGUACAACCCACAGAAACGAUACACCAUCAGUCCUGAUGAAUAUUACAGAAGGAGCUGGUCCUCGGAGUCAUCCGACUCCGUCAUCUCCUCCGAGUCUGGCAGCAGCUGCUACCGCGUGGUGCUGAUCGGGGAGCACGGCGUGGGCAAGUCCUCGCUGGCCAACAUCUUUGCAGGGGUGCACGACAGCAUUGACAGCGACUGUGAGGUGCUGGGAGAAGACACGUAUGAAAGAACUCUGAUGGUGGACGGGGAAAGUGCGACUGUUAUACUGCUCGAUAUGUGGGAUAAUAAGCGUGAGGGAGAAUGGAUUCGAGACCACUGCAUGCAAGUGGGAGACGCCUACUUGAUCGUCUACUCCAUCACAGACCGGGCGAGCUUUGAGAAGGCCUCUGAGCUCAGAAUACAGCUCCGCAGGGCACGCCAGAAAGAAGACAUCCCCAUUAUUCUGGUUGGCAACAAAAGUGACCUUGUCAGGUGCCGUGAAGUUUCAGUGGCAGAGGGGCGAGCCUGUGCCGUGGUGUUUGACUGCAAAUUCAUUGAGACGUCGGCAGCUGUGCAGCACAACGUGAAGGAGCUGUUCGAGGGCAUCGUGCGGCAGGUCCGGCUCCGGAGGGACAGCAAGGAGAAGAACGAGAAGAGACUGGCGCUGCAGAAACGGAGAGAGAGCAUCCCCAAGAAAGCCAGGCGGUUCUGGGGCAAGAUAGUUGCCAAGAACAACAAGAACAUGGCCUUCAAACUCAAGUCCAAGUCUUGCCAUGACCUAUCAGUACUUUAAGAAUACUGGACUCUGACAGAGCUUGUGGCAUUUUGUGGACAUUAUCUAACUUUGUCAUAGGACAAUCAAUCAAUCUAUAUUAGAUUGGGCUAUCAGUGACUUAGGUUCACAUUGUGAUUGUGAUGUGCUGGCAUAAGAACAGCACAGUGCAUGGAAGUAUCUCUUCCUUUUUUUUUUUUUUUUUUUUCUUUGUCAGUAGUUUUAAAAGUAUAGACCAGAAUGACCCAAAAUUAUGCUGGGAGCUGUUCUGGAAUACACCUGUUCUUUCUCCUCUCACCUUUGAAUAAUAGUGUAAGAACCUCAAACUCAAUAACUUGGGAAGUGAAUACUACUGUCUUUACUCUUUCUCCUUCUUAUUAACAUUUCUUUUUUAAAACUGUGUAAAGAAUUGAGGAACUGACUGGAGAUUUGUCCCUUGUCAGUUGGCUGGUCAGACUUGAGCACCCACAGCUGAAAAAAAAAAAGCAUUUUUGUAGAAUAACCACAAAGACACCUGUUCGGUAUUUUUUCUUUAUUUUGAGGAUUAGUUUCAGUGAAUUUACACGUCUCUUACUUUAAAUAUUUUCAAAGGAAAAAUCCUAUAGUCAAACAAAUUUUCCUCUCAUGUUUUCAUACUAUGGGUCUGUUUAAAAAUCAUAGUAAAAUUAAAGUGCAAGUUGUAUCAAAGUGCAUCAAGUGCAGGAUGCCAAACCUUUAAAAAUCACCUGAGCUUUUUUUAUGCCACUUCAUGGACUUCUUGUAUCCAUCCUUGGCCUUUCUCUAUGCCAGAGCUAUGCUGUAUUUAUUGUUGUGCAAAAUAACAAGCAUUUUAAUGUCAAGGGAAAAUGUAUUUAUUACCAAUUUUCUUAAGAUAAUAAUGUUAAUUUUAUUACCAUUUUCUAUUCAAUAUCUUUUUUCAGAUAUGCAAGUUUUUACAUGCCUUGUAAUAAAAUAAAUAAAAUGUAUGACUGCCUUUGAGUCUCAGUAGAAAAUCCCUAAGAUUGUUUUCGAGUAGAGAAAGGAUUGUGCACACUGGGCAGAUUUGCUGCUAGGGAAGGGCAGUGGGGAUUCCUUACACCUCUGAACACAGACUCCAUGCAACCUAACAUCUCAAGGCAGGAAGCACCAGGAGCCUCAAAGAUGAGUGCACAAUAUCCCUCAUAUAAAAAUGGGGCUGUGGUGACAGAGUUAAAAAUUAAUCACUCCUAGCGAAGGUGUUUGGCCUUUAGCUGUAAAGACUUUAGAAAUGUAGAUGAGUGCUGUUACCCCAGUUUUGGAGAUGAAGAGAAGUGAAAUGAAACAUUGAGGGACAGAAAGCAGGUAGCUGGCAUGCUGUGCCCUAAUCCUCACUUGCUCUUGGGCAUAUUUGUGCUACUUUCCUCUUGCCAUGCUGGUCAGAGUGAUGACUGUACAGUAAUGACUCUACAUUUUUGACCACGUGACUCAGAAAAACCAAAUCUCCAGCCUGGCAGCUCAUCUUCCCAGAUAAUGAAGGCAAAAACAUGUAACACUAAUAAGGUGAAACUUGGACUCCCCAUUUUGGGCUGCACAGUUUUAAUAUACCAAAUGCUCUGGACAGGAAUGAGCAUGCUGAAUGUAUGCCCACAAUUUCCUCUGCUGAGGAGAUGAUUUCUAGAAGUUCUCUAGGGGUAAAACAUCCCAUUGCAGAAUGGCACAAUGCUUGUGAGGUAUUAAUAUCUCCCUGGAAAGAAAUUUCUGAUCUAGAAUAAAGUGUUGACAAGAACAGAAAAAAGAAACCUUUUGAAAUGAGCACAGAAAAGAUGUUGCUGGAUUUUGGAUGAAUGCUUUCGAGCUGUCAGUAUGCAACUUAAGGUUAACCCAGAGCAGUCUAGAGAAUUUGGUUUUCAGAACUUUUAAACUCUCUGAACCUGCCCCCGUUCAAAAAUGAAAACAAAAUUGCACAAAUUAA